Acanthosepion pharaonis is the source of this 2163-nucleotide messenger RNA. The record is from the annotation of a GenBank genome assembly. Lineage: Eukaryota; Metazoa; Mollusca; Cephalopoda; Sepiida; Sepiidae.
AUGUUACAGCUAGACUGUGAUGGUGAUGUUACUGUGCCUUACAAUCAUGGAAAUAUUUCAGGCUUGGGGGAAAAAAGCAAUCACUCACAGAUGAUCAUGCCAUUAUUAACUGACCUAGAAGCAAGACCGAUUGACUUUCGAGAACGCCUUGAUAAAAGUUUACCAAUUUGGUAUUUACCUUCCAUUGGCCGAAUCGGUGCUGUACAUCUUUUGAAAGAUGGCUUGCCUGGGAUGUUCAUCGUUCGAGAAUCUAGUCGUAAAGACUCCAUGGCACUCUCUGUUCAUUUAUGUCAGGAGUCGGGUCCAAUUGUGGAACAUUAUCUCAUAGAGAAUUAUAGCAUUGGACCUCAUUUGCAAGGAGCCACAAAAAUUUUUAGUAAUGUUCCAGAUUUGAUUUAUAACUACAGCCAGAAUUUAGAGGAUUUGCCUCAGCUUUUAAUUUUACCAGAACCAAUUAUGAAAGCAAAAACAUCACAAGAAUUGACCUCGCUGGCAUUGUUAGGUCAAGAUUUUUGGUCUUCUGCCUUGAUGAAAAAAUCUGUCACUGCUUAUAAAAAGAAAGAUGACAAGACUAACAGACAGACAACAAAUUUGCAGAAAUCAUCUUCCUUUGAACAGAAAAAUCCAAAAUUAAAUGUCCCAGAAGAAAAACUCCAGCUCUCACAGGCAACAUCAGAUGUUUUGGCUCUCCCAACAUCGGUCAAAGCACAAAGACUUGAACAAAAAGUGAUGCGGGAGAUUCUUGCUGGAGUUGAAGACUCAGAAAAACACACAUUUUCUCAAACCCAUUCAAAACUUUUCGAAGAACAUCUCAAUUCAUGCAAAAGUCCAGGAGAGAAUCUUAAAGAAUUUAUUCUCAGGUUAGCAGAAGAUCAAAAUGAUACAUUUGGAUUAGCAGUAAAGAAUUUUGUUGAAUGUACUUUGGAAAGCCAGAAACAGAAUCCUCAUUUUGUGAUGAGAAAUAUGAGACAAUUCAUGACAGGAAUAAAAAAUUAUCUGCUUCACAAUAGUCAGGAAGGCCUGAAUUUGUUGAUAGAACGGGAAUCUAGUCGUCUUGGUACAAAUGAGAUUCUUAAUAUUGAUGCCAUUAUUGAAAGUGCUUUACAUGAAUGUGUGAUCCUGCCAUUGAAAGAACAUGUUUACCAAUUAUUAGCCACUGACUACACAAGGAAUGGAAGUGUGUCAACUUUGCAUGAAAAUAUUGUCUAUGCUAGAACAAGACCGUUAAGUGAUCUGGGACUUAGGGGUCAUCUAUCUCCACCUGAUAAAGAGGAUUUGGAACAGAUCCGAGAAUAUCUUGGUCAAAUCCAACAAGCGUAUUCACCAAUCAAGAAACUGAAAAAUCUACUAAAAGCUUCUUUCUGUAUUACGAGCUGUUUGAAUGGCCACAGUAAAAAUGGGAGAGCAAGCUGUUCAGUACAAACCGAUGAUUUUUUGCCAAUGUUAACCUAUGUAAUUGUAAAUGCUGGGUUGGUAUCUGCUGAGAUUGAAGCUGACUACAUGUGGGGACUUUUACAUACGUCCCAAGUGAGUGCAGAUGCCAACUACUACUUAUCAACCCUGAGUAGUGCUGUACUUUUGCUCAAGAACUUUAAAACGAUGCAACAGAACCAAUCUGGAUAUUUUGGUCGACUACCGAGCAUCAGUGAUAUGCAAGGCUUUUUGAAAGUAGCUUUUCCAGAUGAGAUCUGUGACAGUAUCAUAUGGAAAACUUUGCCCGUUCGACCAAACAUGACUACACGAGAUGUGUGUGCAAUGAUUGCUCAUAAAUUCAGGAUUACAAAUCCUCAGGAUUAUGAUCUCUAUAUUCUUAUUAAUGGACAAGAAAAAGCCUUGAAUGAAACAGUCUGUCCACAGAGUAGGGUUCACUGGUGGUAUUGUGACAAUAUUGCAGAUAACUUGAGUUCACUUCCUCCCUUAUUACAGCAGCAAGCAGACGCUUUCACUCUCACUGCCUAUCUCUUCCUCGACAACACACUUCACCCAAUUAUCCAUUAUUUCAUAUCUCUACUCUUCUUUCACUUUUUACCUGUAUCUUCUCAUUCAUUCCCUUAUUCCAAACUAUGUACAUUGUCCAUCUAUGUUUUUAUCUACUGCUUGAUAUCUAAGUACCAAGCCUCUCUUUCUUUUGUCUCCAUUCCUCUCUAUUUGGUCCUGCAUUGA